UGGGGUCAAACGGGAGAUAGAGGAUACAGAUGUCAAGAAGGGGAAGGAGACGACGUUGAAGAGGUUGUUGAUGAGCAAAGAGCGGGUCACGGUCGAUGGGUUGUUGCUACGGAAUGGUGUAGAACGCCCUGUACGAUCUGGCCAACACGUUAUUAAUGACGACGAACUUGCCCAAUCCGUAUAACGGCUUGACCACCAGAUCGUCUUCGUCAACAUCGACCUCGUCCAACCCGAUCCCGGAACCGACGACCCUGUCGGCCCGACUACUGGGCUCAAAGGUUAAACAAGAGAAAGAAUUACCCGUCUACGAACACCUUCAAGCGGUCAAGGACGUCGUACUCGGUCUCAUCUCGUCAAUGACCGCAUCACCCGAGGGGGAAGACGUACUGCCGACGCCCAAACCGAAAUACCGAUGGGCUUUGCAUCAGAGGACGACGGUGCCAUGGCCUAUGCCUCCUAGGCCGGCGGCUCGGGGGGAGAAACAACCAACUCCGGUGAUUCCGACGGAUAGGGUGCAUUUGGAUUGGUUCACCAGCGUAGCGGCAUCGGAGAAUGGCAAGAUGGAACAGCUAGAUGCAAAGGUUGUCGAAUCGCUCAAGGAGCAAGGUGGGGAGGAGGAGGAAGAUCUAGGGGGUUUGACUAGGCUGCAGACGGAAGGGUAUCUCGCUCUUGGGAGACCGACCGUCGUCGGACCACCUGAUAGGCAUGACGAGGAAGCACAACGAGCUCGAGGCCCUAAGCUCGGCAAGACGUUGUAUGCCGAUGCUAGCAAGAAACUUCAGCGAUACAAGGACAAGCGGCGUGGGAAGCUGCCUGUAGGCAAACCAGUCGGCUUCCUGACGCACUAUCACUCGUUCAUCCCGUCCUUUGCGCCGACAUACGAUUCUACCAUGGUCAGCGGCGGGUGGAAUUAUGACGAUACGGUCGACGCCGCUCGAGCGGCCGCUAUCAACCGGGAAUGGAUCGAGUCCGGUUGGAACAGCAAUUACGCUUCGACCAGUGCCAUCAAAUCGGUCGAGCCGAUCAAUGACGACGUUGAGGCUCACGAGAGGGCGCUCAGGGCGGCCAAGGUGUUGAUGGGUGACGAUAUCCCCGAUAGCGCUAUCGACCCGGAACUACUUGGUGCAAUCGAGCAGGACCAGUCUGGAUCGCAAACGGCCAAGAACAAGCUAAGGGAGAAUGCCGAGCUGUUAUUAACCCUGGCGCAGCGGCAAGAAGUGCGACUUCGUCGGGAUGAGCGCGAGGUCAACGACCCGGAAGAGCACGCUCUGGCUUCCCGCGUAUCCGCCAAUCUGCUCGAACUGGCAUCAAGUGUCCGCCCACGGUCGAUCUUGCCUCGACGACGACACCCGCACCUACCACUCGCAGCCGAUCUUGCGCAUACCGCCGUCUCGACUCCUGGAGCCAUCUACCGAGGAACGCUUGACCCCGCUCGACCCAAAGCCAUGGCCGAAAACUACGUGGUCCACACUCGUGACGAGCCGGUUGGCACAAAACGCCGUGAACCGCCAGCGACUCCUGCCGUUACGCCUAAUCGAUCCAUCUUGCCCAACGCUGCUGUAGGUCGGGCUCCGCAACAGCCGAUGAUGACGCCCACCCCACCCGUGCGGCAUACAUCAAGUUUCAACGGAGCCAUUCCACCAUACCGCGGAGGUGUGCCGACAUAGUCGAGCGAGUCAUGUCAUACUGCGCCCAUGUCCUUGUCUAUACCUAGAUACAAGCAUAAUAAUUCGAUCGCAACCGGCUACAAUAUUUCGGUCCAAGUCGUGACACAGUUCGUUCGUUUCAUGCAGAUGCAGACAUCAAUGCAUCAGCGUGUCUUUGCCGUCUAGCGGCGAGGUCGUUAGGGGUGAUAGUCGUCUUGAGACUGUUUUGAA
Filobasidium floriforme is the source of this 1877-nucleotide messenger RNA. RefSeq lists its product as uncharacterized. NCBI's taxonomy places the organism in Eukaryota, Fungi, Basidiomycota, Tremellomycetes, Filobasidiales, Filobasidiaceae. Bases 156 to 1667 code for a protein of 503 amino acids. The record is from RefSeq and is a predicted model, not a curated record. The transcript is spliced from 5 exons.